Molecule: messenger RNA, 2161 nt
Organism: Scleropages formosus (Asian bonytongue)
Lineage: Eukaryota; Metazoa; Chordata; Actinopteri; Osteoglossiformes; Osteoglossidae
Product: lysophosphatidic acid receptor 3-like
Exons: 3
Coding region: 303-1343 (346 amino acids)
Biological process (GO): G protein-coupled receptor signaling pathway
Cellular component (GO): membrane
Molecular function (GO): lysophosphatidic acid receptor activity
Source: RefSeq, a predicted model, not a curated record
UGGGAACGGUGGUGGAGGAACUUCAUCUCCAAACGUCAGACACACUGUGUGUAAUUAGUUAAGGAAAGGACUCGAGAGGAGGGUUGAGCUCCGAGAUCAUUGUGAUGCAGACAUCUCCCCUGAACCGAUCGGAUUCAUUCUCUCUCUCAGGCUCACUCUCUCACACACACACGUCACGUGUGUCUUCACGGAACCGGCGUGUACACGGCGCAUAAGUUAAUACAUGAAACUGAAAAAAAAGUGACAGUUGGGGAGACAAACGAAAUGUCGGAAGAUAAGCGCUAACCCGUGCAUGGUUUAAAAUGGCUAAUCAGACCGGAUGCCACUAUGACAAGCUUAUGGACUUCUUCUACGACAACAGAAACAAGACUGGAAGUGACUGGGAUUCCACCCAACUCAUUGUCGUACAGAUCUUCGGCUUGCUGCUCUGCACGUUUAUCUUGGUGUCGAACGGCAUGAUAGUAGCUGCCGUGAUCAUGAACAAGAGGUUUCAUUUUCCUUUUUACUACCUUUUGGCCAACUUGGCCACCUCGGACUUCCUUGCCGGGAUCGCUUACAUUUACCUGAUGUUCAACACUGGUACGGUGUCCAGGGGACUAACCGUAAAGCUAUACUUUGUCCGUCAGGCCCUGCUGGAUAUUAGCCUUUCGGCCUCCCUGGCCAACCUGCUGGUCAUAGCACUGGAGCGCUACAUUGCAGUCAUAAGCUGGAAAGUACACAGCAACCUCACCAAGCGGAGGGUGAGUUUGCUGAUCAUGUUGGUGUGGGCCCUCGCGCUGUUUAUGGGCGCCGUACCCAGCCUGGGGUGGAACUGCAUCUGCAGCCUGGAGCACUGCUCUUCCCUUGCCCCUAUUUUCAGCAGGAGCUACCUGAUCUUCUGGUCAGUGUCUAACCUGGUGCUUCUUCUGGUUACGGUGGGGAUCUACUUCAGGAUAUAUACCCACGUAAAGAGGAAAACCACUGCCAUGUCCCCAAGCGCAACCUUAAAUCGCAGGAAGACACCCAUUAAGCUCAUUAAGACUGUGAUGACAGUCCUGGGAGCAUUCAUCGUUUGCUGGACGCCUGGACUCGUGAUCCUUUUGCUGGAUGGCAUAGACUGCCAGUUGUGUCACAUACUUAACCUCAAACGCUGGCUGCUGCUCCUUGCCAUCCUGAACUCCGUCAUAAACCCUGUGAUCUACUCCUACAGAGACAAAGAGAUGUGGAUCGUACUCAGAAACAUGCUGAGGUGUGUGUCUAACGUCAAGGGUAGGGAGAUAUUGAGAGCUGAAUUUCAGGUCCUGAAACCCAGUCUGAAUACUGGGAGCUUUCAUCAAGAGACUGUAGAAAGUCAAGACUCUUGAGGAGGUUCUUAAGGCUUGAGCUUAGUCGGAGAUGGGCCUCUGAGGUUGAACGAGGGCAACUGUAAUGUACGCUGUCUGUGUCACGAAGAGUAAUCUUUGAAAUGCAGUAAUGCUACGGAGCACCUGAGACCAGUUGGCAGGUAUGUUUCAGUAUAUUUUUUAUCUUUUCUAGCGCAGUGUUGAGCGCAGUGUUGAGCUGGCACCAAAAGGCCGAGGAAUGGAAGUGGAGUUAAGGUACCUUGAGUUUGUGCCAGUUGUAAUUAAUUAGUGUGUCUCUAUUGAAACAAAUCUAUUACAAUCCCUGCUACUGGACCUCCUAGCCCAGGUCUAGAGGAUCCAUCACUUUUAAAAGUGUGUGUGUGGCGGGGAGGGUUUUUUGCGUUUCCUGCUGCAGGACUGCCGGAAGGUUGCUGUGUUAGCUUUUCAGAUCUCACUGUGUGUUGCCCUCUGCUAGCAAACCUUAUUCUGGCAAAGAUAGAGAACAGUAGUGCAGAACAGUAGUCUUCCUUUUCAUUAAGGGAUUUUCUUAACAGGCAAAAGCAAAUUUCAAUGCAAAAAUAUCAGUCAGCAUUAAGAAACUGUACCACUAUAGCUAUUGUAAUAUCCACGAAAAAGAGAGGUAAACCUUACUGUGAUAACAUCUUGACUUCAUUACGUUUUAUGAGUGUGUAUGUUCAGAAACUGUAUUUAACUGCUUUCUUCCCUGGGUUUCUGCUAAAAAUACUAGUUCACAAGUUCCUGUUAAAUAUACCAAGAUGAUGGUUGCAUGUAUAAACCUUCACAGAGCUACUCCUGUAACGUAAAUGUUUUUAUAUGUA